CGGGACCGGAUCCAGGUUCAGGACCGGGUCUGGGUCCGGAUCGGCCCCGCCGAGCCCGCGCCGGCACCGAAGCCCCAUUGGGACCGUCCCAGGAGCAUGUGGCUGAGGCUGGCGUUGGUGCUGCUGGUGCUGGCGGGGGCGCGGGGGGACGAGGGGCCGCCCUGGGCCCCCCCCGGCCCCACGGCGCCGCCGGGGCACCCGUGUGGGGCGGCGGUGCUCGAGGACCUGCUGAGCCGCCUGAGGGCCCUGGAGGGGCAAGUGCGGGCGCUGCAGGGCCAGUGUGGGGCUGAGGGCUGGCCCCAGGCUGUCACCGGGCGGACGGACGCGCGGCGCCUGUGCAGCGGGCGCGGGGUCUUCGCGGCGGGGCGCUGCGCCUGCACCUGCGAGCCGGGCUGGGGCGGCCCGACGUGCGCCGAGCGCCGGUGCCCCGGCGACUGCAGCGACCAGGGCCGGUGCCGGGCCGGGCGCUGCCGUUGCUUCGCCGGCUACGCGGGCGCCGCCUGCGACGCCGCCGUCGCCGCCUGCCCCCCCGGGCGCGCCGGGCCCCGCUGCCGCCUCGAGAUCCCCUUGGUGACCCUGCAUGUGACUGCCCGCAACCAGACGUCCUUCCAGGUGGCCUGGUCACAGCCACAACAGCCUGUGGAUGGCUUCCAGGUGGCCAUCAUCCCCAUGGACGAGGCGGAGGCAGUGACCAUGCACCAGCUGCCCAGCUCUGCCGUCACCUUCGAGGCAACGGGGCUGGUGCCCGGUGGCGCCUACGAGGUCUCGGUGCAGGCGCAGCGGGAGCAGCAUGCCGGGGCGCCCAGCACCCUGCGCGUCCGCACCUUGCCCACCCCAUCCCUGCACGCCCAUGGGGGGCCCCCAGGAUCCCCUCGGGGUCUCCCAGGCCCCCCUGCAUCCCCGGCAUCACCGGUGUCCCCGGCGUCACCAGCAUCCCCGGGGUUGCCAGCCUCCAUGAGGUCACCGGCAUCCCCAGUGUCACCAGGCUUCUCAGGAUCCUCAGGGUCACCGGCAUCCCCGGUGUCACCAGUGUCCCCGGGGUCACCGGCAUCUCCACGGUCUCCUGCAUCCUCGGGUUCUCCGGUGUCCCCGGGGUCACCAGCGUCUCCACGAUCUCCUGCAUCCCCGGGUUCUCCAGCAUCCCCAGUGUCCCCAGCGUCCCCGCGGUCCCCAGCGUCCCCGGGGGGCCUGUCCCUGCAGACGGUGGUGCAUGACCUGGAGGCCAAGCUCUCGCCCUACAACGGCACCUUGCAGCAGCGCCUGGAGAGCUACCUCCGGGCCUCGGCGUUCCCGCUCCGCGGCAACCAGACAGUGCCAGCUGUGGCCCGGGCCAUCCUCUCCUACCUGCUGCACCGGAGCCCGGCCGAGCUGCGUGACCAGGUCUUCCACCGCCUCCGCCAGGGUCCCCCAGGCCCCCCGUCCCACAUCAAGCCCCGGGUGAUUCCGGGAGCCGCUGGCGAAGCCCUGGUGACCCUGGAUGGUCUGCGGGACCAUGUGGACACUGUGGUGAUCCGCUACCGGCUCCUGGGAGGGCCUGAGGGGGCCGGGGGGGAGUUGCGGGUGCCGGGGGAUGCGGCGGUGGCCAGGCUCCCAGGGCUGGUCCCGGGGGCCACGUAUCGCGUGGAGGUCCACGGUGUAGUGCAGGGGCACGCCUCCAAGUCCUACUCCACCCUGGUGACAACAGGGGUGGACAACACCAGUGAACCUCCCCAAGACCAUGGGCAUCGAUAUGAGGUGGAGCUGACGGGGGUGGCCGAGCCUGAUAGCACCGUGGCUGAAGCAGUUGCAGCCCCAGCUCCAUCAGAGGAGGAACUGCCAUCCCAGCCCCAACUAGGCGACCUCACGGCCUCCCGUGUCACCCCUGACUCUGUCCAGCUCGAUUGGACCGUCCCUGAGGGCACCUUUGACUCCUUCACGGUGCAGUACAAGGAUGCACAAGGCCAACCCCAGGUGCUGCCUGUGGGCAGUGGGUCCCGCAGUGUGACCAUAUCCAACUUGACUCCAUCUCGCCGCUACAAGUUCAACCUGCAUGGUGUGUGGGGACGGAAACGUCUGGGCCCCAUCUCCACUGAUGUGGUCACAGCCGUGGCUCCACCGGAGGAGAAAACGCCAUCCCAGCCCCGCCUGGGCGAGCUCACGGCCUCUCACAUCACCCCUGAAUCUGUCCAGCUUGACUGGACCAUCCUGGAGGGCACCUUUGACUCCUUCACGGUGCAGUACAAGGAUGCACAAGGCCAGCCUCAAGCCCUUGCUGUUGACGGUGGAUCCCGCACCGUAACCGUGCCCAACCUGACUCCAUCCCGUCGCUACAAGUUCAACCUGUACGGGGUGUGGGGAAGGAAACGUAUUGGUCUCAUCUCUACUGAAGCUGUCACAGCCCCGGCACCACCACAGGAAGAACCACCAUCCCAACCCCACCUGGGCAAACUCACGGCCUCCCAUGUCACCCCUGACUCCGUCCAGCUGGAAUGGACCAUCCCCGAGGGCACCUUUGACUCCUUCACGGUGCAGUACAAGGAUGCACAAGGCCAGCCCCAGGUGCUGCCUGUGGGUGGUGGGUCCCGCACAGUGACUGUGCCCGACCUGGCUCCAUCGCGUCGCUACAAUUUCAACCUGUAUGGUGUGUGGGGACGGAAACGUCUGGGUCCCAUCUCCACCGAUGCUGUCACAGCUGCAGCCCCAUUGGAGGAGGAAAGACCAUCCCAGCCCCGCCUGGGCGAGCUCACGGCCUCCCACGUCACAUCUGACUCCGUCCAGCUGGAAUGGACCAUCCCUGAGGGCACCUUUGAUUCCUUCACGGUGCAGUACAAGGAUGAACAAGGCCAGCCCCAGGUGGUGCCUGUGGACGGCAAGUCCCGCAGUGUGACCGUGCCCAACCUGGCACCAUCGCGUCGCUACAAGUUCAACCUGUAUGGUGUGUGGGGACGGAAACGUCUUGGCCCCAUCUCCACCGAUGCCAUCACAGCCCUGGCUCCACCGGAAGAACCACCAUCCCAGCCCCACCUGGGUGAACUCACGGCCUCCCACGUCACAUCUGACUCCAUCCAACUUGACUGGACCAUCCCUGAGGGCACCUUUGACUCCUUCAUGGUGCAGUACAAGGAUGCACAAGGCCAACCCCAGGUGGUGCCUGUGGACGGCGAGUCCCGCAGUGUGACUGUGCCCAACCUGGUUCCAUCGCGUCACUACAAGUUCAACCUGUAUGGUGUGUGGGGACGGAAACGUCUUGGCCCUAUCUCCACUGACGCCGUCACAGCCUCGGCCAUGCUGGAGGAGAAACCGCCAUCCCAGCCCCAACUGGGCGAGCUCACUGCCUCCCACGUCACCCCCAGCUCCGUCCAGCUUGACUGGACCAUCUCUGAGGGCACCUUUGACUCCUUCAUGGUGCAGUACAAGGAUGCACAAGGCCAUCCUCAAGCACUUGCAGUUGAUGGUGGGUCCCGCAUGGUGACCGUGCCCAACCUGGCUCCAUCUCACCACUACAAGUUCAACCUGUACGGUGUGUGGGGGCGGAAACGACUGGGUCCUGUCUCCACUGAUGCUGUCACAGCCCCAGCAGUGCUGCAAAAGGAAAAACCUCCAUCCCAACCCCGCCUGGGCGAGCUCACAGCCUCCCACGUCACCCCUGGCUCCAUCCAGCUUGAAUGGACGAUCCCUGAGGGCACCUUUGACUCCUUCACGGUGCAGUACAAGGAUGCACAAGGGCAGCCCCAGGUGGUGCCCGUGGAUGGCGAGUCCCGCAGUGUGACCGUGCCCAGCCUGGCACCAUCGCACCGCUACAAGUUCAACCUGUAUGGUGUGUGGGGACGGAAACGUGUUGGCCCCAUCUCCACUGAUGCGAUCACAGCCCCGGCCCCACUGGAAGAGGAGCUGCCUUCCCAACCCCGUCUGGGUGACCUCACAGCCUCCCACGUCACCCCUAGCUCCAUCCAGCUCGACUGGACCAUCCCUGAGGGCACCUUUGACUCCUUCGCGGUGCAGUACAAGGAUGCACAAGGGCAGCCCCAGGUGGUGCCUGUGGAUGGCGAGUCCCGCAGUGUGACCGUGCGUGACCUGGUUCCAUCUCGCCGUUACAAGUUCAACCUGUAUGGGAUGUGGGGACGGAAACGUGUUGGCCCCAUCUCCACCGAUGCGGUCACAGCUCCAGCCCCACCAGAGGAGGAGGAACUGCCAUCCCAGCCCCGCCUGGGUGACCUCACAGCCUCCCAUGUAACCCCUGACUCCAUCCAGCUGGAAUGGACCGUCCCUGAGGGCACCUUUGACUCCUUCACGGUGCAGUACAAGGAUGCACAAGGCCAGCCCCAGGUGCUGUCCGUGGGUGGUGGGUCCCGCACAGUGACUGUGCCCAACCUGGCUCCAUCGCGUCGCUACAAGUUCAACCUGUAUGGUGUGUGGGGACGGAAGCGUCUUGGCCCCAUCUCCACCGAUGCUGUCACAGCUGCAGCCCCAUUGGAGGAGGAAAGACCAUCCCAGCCCCGCCUGGGCGAGCUCACGGCCUCCCACGUCACAUCUGACUCCGUCCAGCUGGAAUGGACUGUCCCCGAGGGCACCUUUGAUUCCUUCACGGUGCAGUACAAGGACGAACAAGGCCAGCCCCAGGUGGUGCCUGUGGACGGCAAGUCCCGCAGUGUGACCGUGCCUAACCUGGCACCAUCGCGUCGCUACAAGUUCAACCUGUAUGGUGUGUGGGGACGGAAACGUGUUGGCCCCAUCUCCGCUGAUGCCAUCACAGGCCCAGCUCCACUGGAGGAGGAGGAACUGGCAUACCAGCCCCGCCUGGGCGAGCUCACGGCCUCCCACGUCACCCCUGACUCUGUCCAGCUGAAGUGGACCGUCCCCGAAGGCACCUUUGACUCCUUCACGGUGCAGUACAAGGAUGCACAAGGCCAGCCCCAGGUGGUGCCUGUGGACGGCGAGUCCCGCAGUGUGACCGUGCCCGACCUGGUUCCAUCGCGUCGCUACAAGUUCAACCUGUAUGGUGUGUGGGGACAGAAGCGUCUUGGUCCCAUCUCCACCGAUGUGAUCACAGCCCCAGCACCACCGGAGGAGGAAGAACCGGCCUCCCAACCCAGCCUGGGCGACUUCACGGCCUCCCAUGUCACCCCUCACUCUGUCCAGCUCGACUGGACAGUCCCCGAGGGCACCUUUGACUCCUUCACAGUGCAGUACAAGGAUGCACAAGGCCAGCCCCAGGUGGUAGCUGUGGACAGUGAGUCCCGCAGUGUGACCGUGCCCGACCUGGUCCCAUCGCGUCGCUACAAGUUCAACCUGUAUGGUGUGUGGGGACGGAAGCGUCUUGGCCCCAUCUCCACCGAUGCUGUCACAGCCUCACCAGAGGAACAGGAACUGACAUCCCAGCCCCGCCUGGGCGACCUCACGGCCUCCCAUGUCACCCCUCACUCUGUCCAGCUGGAAUGGACAGUAUCCGAGGGCUCCUUUGACUCCUUCACGGUGCAGUACAAGAAUGCACAAGGCCAGCCCCAGGUGGUGCCCGUGGAUGGCGAGUCCCGCAGUGUGACUGUGUCCGACCUGGCACCAUCGCGCCGCUACAAGUUCAACCUGUAUGGUGUGUGGGAACGGAAACGUCUUGGCCCCAUCUCCACCGAUGCUGUCACAGCCCCAGCCCCUCUGGAGGAGGAGGAACCGGCCACCCAGCCCCACUUGGGCAAACUCACGGCCUCCCAUGUCACCCCUGAUUCCGUCCAGCUCGACUGGACCGUUGUCGAGGGCACCUUUGACUCCUUCACGGUGCAGUACAAGGAUGCACAAGGCCAGCCCCAGGUGGUGCCUGUGGACAGCGAGUCCCGCAGUGUGACCGUGCCUGACCUGGUUCCAUCGCGUCGCUACAAAUUCAACCUGUAUGGUGUGUGGGGACGAAAACGUGUUGGCCCCAUCUCCACUGAUGCAGUCACAGCCCCUCUGGAGGAGGAGGAACCUGCAUCUGAGCCCAGCCUGGGUGACCUCACGGCCUCCCAUGUCACCCCCGACUCCAUCCAGCUCGACUGGACUGUCCCCGAGGGCACCUUUGAUUCCUUCACGGUGCAGUACAAGGAUGCACAAGGCCAGCCCCAGGUGGUGCCUGUGGAUGGCGAUUCCCGCAGUGUGACCGUGCCCGACCUGGUUCCAUCGCGUCGCUACAAGUUCAACCUGUAUGGUGUGUGGGGAGGGAAACGUGUUGGCCCCAUCUCCACCGAUGCGGUCACAGCUCCAGCGCCACCGGAGGAGGAAGAACCGGCCUCCCAGCCCAGUCUGGGUGACCUCACGGCCUCCCAUGUCACCCGUGACUCCGUCCAGCUCGACUGGACAGUCCCUGAGGGCACCUUUGACUCUUUCACGGUGCAGUACAAGGAUGCAGAAGGGCAGCCCCAGGUGGUGCCUGUGGACGGCGAGUCCCGCAGUGUGACCGUGCCCGACCUGGUUCCAUCUCGUCGCUACAAGUUCAACCUGUAUGGUGUGUGGGGACGGAAGCGUCUUGGCCCCAUCUCCACUGAUGCUGUCACAGCGCCACCGGAGGAGGAAGAACCGGCCUCCCAGCCCCGCUUGGGUGACCUCACGGCCUCCCAUGUCACCCCUCACUCCGUCCAGCUCGACUGGACUGUCCCUGAGGGCACCUUUGACUCCUUCACGGUGCAGUACAAGGAUGCACAAGGCCAGCCCCAGGUGGUGCCUGUGGACGGCGAUUCCCACAGUGUGACCGUGCCCGACCUGGUUCCAUCUCGUCGCUACAAGUUCAACCUGUAUGGUGUGUGGGGGCGGAAACGUCUUGGCCCCAUCUCCACUGAUGCUGUCACAGCCCCAGCGCCACCGGAGGAGGAAGAACCGGCCUCCCAGCCCAGCCUGGGCGACCUCACGGCCUCCCAUGUCACCCGUGACUCCAUCCAGCUCGACUGGACAGUCCCCGAGGGCACCUUUGAUUCCUUCACGGUGCAGUACAAGGAUGCAGAAGGCCAGCCCCAGGUGGUGCCUGUGGAUGGCGAGUCCCGCAGUGUGACCGUGCCCGACCUGGUUCCAUCGCGUCGCUACAAGUUCAACCUGUAUGGUGUGUGGGGACGGAAACGUCUGGGCCCUAUCUCCACCGAUGCGAUCACAGCCCCAGCGCCACCGGAGGAGGAAGAACCAGCCUCCCAACCCCGCCUGGGCGACCUCACGGCCUCCCAUGUCACCCCUGAUUCCGUCCAGCUCGACUGGAGUGUCUCUGAGGGCACCUUUGACUCCUUCACGGUGCAGUACAAGGAUGCAGAAGGGCAGCCCCAGGUGGUGCCUGUGGACGGUGAGUCCCGAAGUGUGACCGUGCCCGACCUGGUCCCAUCUCGCCAUUACAAGUUCAACCUGUAUGGUGUGUGGGGACGGAAACGUGUCGGCCCCAUCUCCACCGAUGCUGUCACAGCCCCAGCGCCACCAGAGGAGGAAGAACCGGCCUCCCAGCCCAGCCUGGGCGACCUCACGGCCUCCCAUGUCACCCCUCACUCCGUCCAGCUCGACUGGACUGUCCCUGAGGGCACCUUUGACUCCUUCACGGUGCAGUACAAGGAUGCACAAGGCCAGCCCCAGGUGGUGCCUGUGGACGGCGAGUCCCGAAGUGUGACCGUGCCCGACCUGGUCCCAUCUCGCCGCUACAAGUUCAACCUGUAUGGUGUGUGGGGACGGAAGCGUCUUGGCCCCAUCUCCACCGAUGCUGUCACAGCGCCACCGGAGGAGGAAGAACCAGCCUCCCAGCCCCGCCUGGGCGACCUCACGGCCUCCCAUGUCACCCCUCACUCCGUCCAGCUCGACUGGACAGUCCCCGAGGGCACCUUUGAUUCCUUCACGGUGCAGUACAAGGAUGCACAAGGGCAGCCCCAGGUGGUGCCUGUGGACGGCGAUUCCCGCAGUGUGACCGUGCCAAACCUGGUCCCAUCUCGCCAUUACAAGUUCAACCUGUACGGUGUGUGGGGACGGAAGCGUCUGGGUCCCAUCUCCACCGAUGCUGUCACAGCUCCAGCGCCACCGGAGGAGGAAGAACCGGCCUCCCAGCCCCGCCUGGGUGACCUCACGGCCUCCAAUGUCACCCCUCACUCCGUCCAGCUUGACUGGAUUGUCCCCGAGGGCACCUUUGAUUCCUUCGCGGUGCAGUACAAGGAUGCACAAGGCCAGCCCCAGGUGGUGCCUGUGGAUGGCGAUUCCCGCAGUGUGACCGUGUCCGACCUGGUCCCAUCGCGUCGCUACAAGUUCAACCUGUAUGGUGUGUGGGGACAGAAGCGUCUUGGCCCCAUCUCCACCGAUGCUGUCACAGCCCCAGCGCCACCGGAGGAGGAAGAACCAGCCUCCCAGCCCCGCCUGGGCGACCUCACGGCCUCCCAUGUCACCCCUCACUCCGUCCAGCUCGACUGGACUGUCCCCGAGGGCACCUUUGACUCCUUCACGGUGCAGUACAAGGAUGCAGAAGGGCAGCCCCAGGUGGUGCCUGUGGACGGUGAUUCCCGCAGUGUGACUGUGCCCGACCUGGUCCCAUCUCGCCGUUACAAGUUCAACCUGUACGGUGUGUGGGGACGGAAACGUCUGGGCCCCAUCUCCACCGAUGCUGUCACAGCCCCAGCGCCACCGGAGGAGGAAGAACCAGCCUCCCAGCCCCGCCUGGGUGACCUCACGGCCUCCCAUGUCACCCGUGACUCCAUCCAGCUCGACUGGACUGUCCCUGAGGGCACCUUUGACUCCUUCACGGUGCAGUACAAGGAUGCACAAGGCCAGCCCCAGGUGGUGCCUGUGGAUGGCGAUUCCCGCAGUGUGACCGUGCCAAACCUGGUUCCAUCUCGGCGCUACAAGUUCAACCUGUAUGGUGUGUGGGGACGGAAACGUCUGGGUCCCAUCUCCACCGACGCGGUCACAGCCCCAGCCCCACUGGAGGAGGAGAAACCGGCCACCCAGCCCCGCCUGGGUGACCUCACAGCCUCCCACGUCACCCCUCACUCUGUCCAGCUUGACUGGACUGUCCCUGAGGGCACCUUUGACUCCUUCACGGUGCAGUACAAGGAUGCACAAGGCCAGCCCCAGGUGGUGCCUGCGGAUGGCAGGUCCCGCAGUGUGACUGUGCCCAACCUGGUUCCAUCGCGUCGCUACAAGUUCAACCUGUAUGGUGUGUGGGAACGGAAACGUCUGGGCCCCAUCUCCACUGAUGCCGUCACAGCCCCAGUGCCACCAGCAGAGGAGGAACAGGCCUCCCAGCCCCGCCUGGGUGACCUCACGGCCUCCCACAUCACCCCUGACUCCGUCCAGCUGGAAUGGACCAUAUCUGAGGGUACCUUUGACUCCUUCAUGGUGCAGUACAGGGACGCGCAAGGCCAGCCCCAGGUGGUGCCUGUGGAUGGCAAGUCCCGCACGGUGACUGUACCUGACCUGGUUCCAUCUCACCGCUACAAGUUCAACCUGUAUGGGGUGUGGCAGCAGAAAUAUGUUGGUCUUAUUUCCACUGAGGCCAUCACAGCCCCAGCCCCACAAGAGGAGAAGGAACCAGCAUCACAGCCCCGUCUGGGCGACCUCACGGCCUCCCAUGUUACCCCUGACUCUGUCCAGCUCGACUGGACAGUCCCCGAGGGCACCUUUGACUCCUUCAUGGUGCAGUACAAGGAUGCACAAGGGCAGCCCCAGGUGGUUCCCGUGGACAGCGAUUCCCGCAGUGUGACCGUGCCCAACCUGGUUCCAUCGCGUCGCUACAAGUUCAACCUGUAUGGUGUGUGGGGACGGAAGCGUCUGGGCCCCAUCUCCACCGAUGCUGUCACAGCUGCAGACCCCCUGAAGAAGCAACUUCCACCAGGCCCCCGCCUUGGCAACCUCACGGCCUCCCACGUCACCCCUGGCUCUGUUCAGCUCCAAUGGACCGUCCCCAGGGGCACCUUUGACUCCUUCACGGUGCAGUACAAGGAUGCACAAGGCCAGCCCCAGGUGGUACCCGUGGAUGGUGGGUCCCGCACAGUGACCGUGUCCGACCUGGCAUCAUCCCACCAUUACAAUUUCAGCUUAUAUGGGGUGUGGCAAGAGAAACGUGUUGGUUUUAUCUCCACUGAUGUCAUCACAGCCCCGGCCCCACCAGAGGAGGAACCAGCAUCCCAGCCCCGCCUCGGUGACCUCACGGCCUCCCACGUCACCCCUGACUCUGUCCAACUUGACUGGACGGUCCCUGAGGGCACCUUUGACUCCUUCAUGGUGCAGUAUAAGGAUGCACAAGGCCAGCCCCAGGUUCUGCCUGUGGGUGGUGGGUCCCGCAGUGUGACCGUGCGUGACCUGGUUCCAUUGCACCGCUACAAGUUCAACCUGUAUGGGAUGUGGGGAUGGAAACGUCUUGGCCCCAUCUCCACCGACACCCUCACAGCCCGUGCCCCACUGGAGGAGGAAGAAUCAUCCCAACCCCGCCUAGGCGACCUCACAGCCUCCAAUGUCACCCCUGACUCCGUCCAGCUGGAAUGGACGGUCCCUGAGGGCACCUUUGACUCCUUCACGGUGCAGUACAGGGAUGCACAAGGCCAGCCCCAGGUGGUUCCCGUGGAUGGCGAGUCCCGCAGUGUGACCGUGUCUGACCUGGCACCAUCCCGCCGAUACACAUUCAACCUCUACGGGAUCUGGCAGCAGAAACAUAUUGGUCUUAUUUCCACUGAUGCUGUCACAGCCUCAGCCCCACCAGAAGAAGAACCACCAUCCCAGCCCCGCCUGGGUGAACUCACUGCCUCCCACACCACCCCUGACUCCGUCCAGCUCGACUGGACAGUCCCUGAGGGCACCUUUGACUCCUUCACGGUGCAGUACAAGGAUGCACAAGGCCAGCCCCAAGGGCUGCGCAUGGACAGUGAGUCCCGCAGUGUGACCGUGCAUGACCUGGCUCCAUCACGCCGCUACAAGUUCAACCUGUACGGAAUGUGGGGACGGAAACGUCUUGGCCCCAUCUCCACUGAUGCGAUCACAGCCCCGGCUGUGGCCCCACCGAAGGAGGAACCACCAUCCCAACCCCGCCUGGGCGACAUCACGGCCUCCCACGUCACCCCCAGCUCCAUCCAACUCGACUGGACAGUCCCCGAGGGCACCUUUGACUCCUUCACGGUGCAGUACAAGGAUGCACAAGGCCAGCCCCAGGUGGUGCCCGUGGAUGGCAAAUCCCGCACAGUGACUGUGCCCAACCUGACUCCAUCGCGCCGCUACAAGUUCAACCUGUAUGGUGUGUGGGGACGGAAGCGUCUGGGCCCCAUCUCCACCGAUGCCGUCACAGCCCCAGCUCCAUCGGAGAUGGAAGUGUCAUCCCGGCCCCGCCUGGGCGACCUCACGGCCUCCCACGUCACCCCCAGUUCUGUCCAGCUCGACUGGACGGUCCCCGAGGGCACCUUUGACUCCUUCACGGUGCAGUACAAGGAUGCACAAGGCCAGCCUCAGGUUUUGCCUGUGGACGGCGAGUCCCGCACGGUGACUGUGCCCGACCUGACUCCAUCUCGCCGCUACAAGUUCAACCUGUAUGGAAUGUGGGGACGGAAACGUGUUGGCCCCAUCUCCACUGACACCGUCAUAGCCCGUGCCCCACUGGAGGAGGAAGAACCAUCCCAGCCCCGCCUGGGUGACCUCACGGCCUCCCACGUCACUCCUAACACCGUCCAGCUGGAAUGGACGGUCCCUGAGGGCACCUUUGACUCCUUCACGGUGCAGUACAGGGAUGCACAAGGCCAACCCCAGGUGGUUCCCGUGGACGGCGAGUCCCGCAGUGUGACUGUGUCUGACCUGGCACCAUCGCGCCGCUACAAGUUCAACCUGUAUGGGGUGUGGGGGCAGAAGCGUUUUGGCCCCAUCUCCACUGAUGCUAUCACAGCCCUUACUCCAUCAGAAGAGGAACCACCACCCCAACCCCGCCUGGGCGAGCUCACGGCCUCCCAUGUCACCCCCAUCUCCGUCCAGCUCAACUGGACCGUCCCCGAGGGCACCUUUGACUCCUUCAUGGUGCAGUACAAGGAUGUGCAAGGCCAGCCCCAGGUGCUGCCUGUGGGUGGUGGGUUGCGUAUGGUGACUGUGCCCGACCUGGCUCCAUCCCACCACUACGAGUUCGAUCUGUACGGGAUGUGGGGGCAGAAACGUCUGGGCCCCAUCUCCACUGAUGCCAUCACAGAUCCGGCAACACUGCGGGGGCUCUGGGUGGAGGCGGUGACGCCCCGAAGUGCCCGGCUGCGCUGGGACCCCCCCAACGCCCCUCCCGGUGGCUACGUCCUCUCCUACGGCCCCCCCGGUGGUGACCCCCAGACGCUGCGGCUGCCCCCCGAGGCGACAACCCACGAGCUGGUGGAGCUGGAGCCAGCUGGGCGCUACCGGGUGCAGCUCCGGGCCCUGGGUGGGGGGCAGCCUGGAGCCCCCCGCGAGGCCACCUUCGCCACCCCACCUCUACCCUUCCCGUACCCCCGGGACUGUGCCGAGGAGCAGCUCAAUGGCCCGGGGCCUUCACGCCAGACCCUCAUCUUCCUCGAUGGUGACCCCGGGCGGCCGCUGCGGGUCUUCUGCGACAUGGAGACCAACGGCGGCGGCUGGCUGGUUUUCCAGCGGCGCAUGAACGGCCUCACUGACUUCUGGCGGGGUUGGGCUGACUACGCCCGCGGCUUCGGCAACCUCUCCCAGGAGUUCUGGCUCGGCAACGAAGCCUUGCACGCGCUGACCUGGGGGCGCCCCACGGAGCUGCGGGUGGACCUGCGGGCGCCAGGCGAAGCCGUCUUCGCCCACUACCGCGAUUUUGCUGUUGCUGGCCCUGAGGACGACUUCCGCCUCCACCUGGGCGCCUACAGUGGCACUGCUGGGGACGCGUUGGGCUACCACGCCGGCAGCCCCUUCUCCACGCGUGACCGGGGUCUCCGGGGACGUCCCCGUCCCUGCGCUGUGUCCUACACCGGCGCCUGGUGGUACCGCAACUGCCACUACGCCAACCUCAACGGGCGCUACGGCACCCCCCAUGACCACCAGGGCAUCAACUGGUUUCCCUGGAAGGGUUUCGAGUUCUCCAUCCCCUUCACGGAGAUGAAGCUGCGGCCGCAGCGCGACUGAGCGGGCCCAGGCAUCCGGAAGGGGCCCAGGCAUCCGGGGCGAGGGCCCCGGCAUCCAGGGAAGGGCCCAGGCGUCCUGGCAGCGCCGAGGAAGGAGGCCGGGGCGGGUGAAGCCUUUAUGGGAGAGCAAUAAAAGCUGCGAGCGACUGAA
Molecule: messenger RNA, 13185 nt
Organism: Rhea pennata
Lineage: Eukaryota; Metazoa; Chordata; Aves; Rheiformes; Rheidae
Product: tenascin-X-like
Exons: 49
Coding region: 97-13035 (4312 amino acids)
Biological process (GO): regulation of cell adhesion; neuron projection development
Molecular function (GO): protein binding
Source: RefSeq, a predicted model, not a curated record